AGUUCCUGCAUUCCACACGACGGAAACAGGGCUUUUUAUUCAAAAAUAUUUAAGUUUUAAAGAAUGCGGAAAAAAGCAAAACAAAGCAAUAUUUAUAUUAAAUCAUAUAUUGAAUUUAUUUAGUUGGCUCUCGAUACUUUUAAGCAUAACCUCUCGGGACUUUAAAGUCAAGCAAAUCAAGAGUUGUGCAGAAUUUUAUUUACAUUUUUUAUUAUUUUGUGGAAAUUACAGAAGUUUUUAGUUUCUCGAAAGAGGGAUUAUUUUCGUGCGAUAUUGUUCUAGAUUGCAAUAAUACAUUCUUUGUUAUCAUUUCUGAUUGUGACAGCGGUAGUGAUAGCUAGCAGUGACCUAACCUCAAUAACAGUGUUUUGUCGCUUUUACGCGAUGGAAAAGUUUCUGAAAGCCUCAAAAAACGCAAUCGCAAAUUUGAGCGGAUAUGAACAUGUACGAGUCGUGCUGGGAAAUCAAACCUGUGAUUUAGACUCGGCAGUUUGUGCAUUGGUACAGGGCUUGUUUCAAUAUUGCGAUGUGCAAAAGGAAAAUCGCUCGAACGUUGCAGUAAUACCCGUAAUGAAUAUUUUGGAGAAGGAAUUUCGUGUGAAAACUGAGGUCCUUUACUACCUCAAGCACCAUAAAGUGCCCUUGAGUUUAUUGACGUUCCGCGACCAGAUCGAUCUUCACGCCUUGAACGCGGAGAACAAAUUGGAGCUAGUUUUGGUUGACCAUCACACGCUCACAGACGAGGAUUCGUCGCUAGCAAAUUCGGUCGUAGAGAUUAUUGAUCACCGUCCCCAAGAUGUGGCUUGGACCUGGACUGGCAAAAGGAUUAAUCUGCAAACAGUCGGCAGCUGCGCCACUUUAGUCGCCAAAAACAUGUUGGAGAAACAUCCGGAUAUUGUGGACUCUCAGGUCUCCAAUCUACUGCGAGGUCCAAUUCUAGUAGAUACUUGCAACUUUUCCACGGAAGCAGACCGAGCCACGCCAACAGAUUUUGAGGUGAUUCAGAGCCUGGAAGAGGUCGGUUCACUGGAUACUGAAAGGGAUGCAGUCUACAGAGAAAUUCUCUCCGCUAAAACCGACAUCACCGGCUUGACUCCGAGCGAUUUGAUGAUCAAGGAUCUGAAAGUGGUGAAUGGAAUACCCAUUGCUGGAUUUCCGAUGCUGGUACAGAACUUCGUCGCAUUAAAUGGUGCCUUCGAAGCAGUCGAGUCAUUUACAAAAAGCAGGUAUUGCACGCUCACAAUACUCAUAGGAAUGGAUUUAAAGAAUAACGCGAUGUCGAGGGACAUUGGUGUCUUCUCAUUGGACUCCAAUGAAUUGGAAAAUAAAAUUAUACGAGCGUUAACUUCGUCCACGGAUCCAAAUCUCGAUCUGGUCGAGGAGAAUCGGGUCGCAGGAAAAGGGCGCAACUUAGUCAUUUACAAGCAGAGAAACGUGCGGGCAACUCGCAAGCAAAUACUGCCGAUUAUUCAAAGUGCAUUGGCAGGAUGUCGGUGUUAACAGGCCUGCAACUUCGCUCCCCACAAAAGUAAAUACUGAACCACCCAUUCAGUGAAUUAGCAUGUGGUAAUUAUACAUCCCACUCGACAAGUACUGCAAAUAAAUAGCCUCAGUCGCCUCUACCAAC
Molecule: messenger RNA, 1627 nt
Organism: Belonocnema kinseyi
Lineage: Eukaryota; Metazoa; Arthropoda; Insecta; Hymenoptera; Cynipidae
Gene: pn
Product: exopolyphosphatase PRUNE1
Exons: 6
Coding region: 385-1500 (371 amino acids)
Cellular component (GO): cytoplasm
Molecular function (GO): exopolyphosphatase activity
Source: RefSeq, a predicted model, not a curated record